Lepus europaeus (European hare) is the source of this 2136-nucleotide messenger RNA. RefSeq names its product AFG1 like ATPase (gene AFG1L). The coding region runs from base 154 to 1599 and encodes 481 amino acids. The record is from RefSeq and is a predicted model, not a curated record. Gene Ontology annotation, molecular function: ATP hydrolysis activity; ATP binding. Gene Ontology annotation, cellular component: mitochondrion; cytoplasm. NCBI's taxonomy places the organism in Eukaryota, Metazoa, Chordata, Mammalia, Lagomorpha, Leporidae. The transcript is spliced from 13 exons.
GGGAGUCCAGUCCGUCUCUCUGGUUACUGGAGGUCACAUUCCCUAGUCGCUCUCUUUCUCCCGCUCGGGAGGAGCCUUCGGCGAGCACGGCUGCAUUUGGCUGUGCCACCGUUUCUGUUCUGGGUUUCAAUAAAGUUUUCCUCUUCCUCCAAGAUGGCGGCCUCCUGGUCGCCCUUGGUUACCCUGCGCUCCUUAACGCAAUGCCGGCUGAGAGGGAAAUGUGUUGGGUUCGGGGCCUGGGUCGCUGCCCUUGCUCCUCCCGCCACCGCCCCUGGGAAGCCCCUUUGGAAAGCCUAUUCGGUUCAGACGCCCGAGAGUGUGACCCCGGCUGCUGCUUCCGAGGCUUACUCAAAAGCAUUGGCUGUUUGCCACGGACCCCUGGACCACUAUGACUUUCUGAUCAAAGCUCAUGAACUGAAGGAUGAUGCACAUCAAAGAAGAGUCAUACAGAGUCUGCAGAAAUUGCACGAGGACCUCAAAGGGUACAGCAUAGAGGCAGAAGGCCUUCUUUCAAAGCUUUUUUCGAGGAGCAAACCUCCAAGGGGCCUGUAUGUUUAUGGAGAUGUUGGUACAGGAAAAACAAUGGUGAUGGACAUGUUCUAUGCUUAUGUGGAAAUGAAGAGGAAAAAACGGGUCCAUUUUCAUGGUUUCAUGCUGGAUGUGCACAAAAGAAUUCAUCGCCUUAAACAGAGCUUGCCAAAAAGGAAACCAGGAUUCAUGGCUAAAUCAUAUGACCCAAUUGCUCCCAUAGCUGAGGAAAUCAGCCAAGAGGCGUGUCUCCUGUGUUUCGAUGAAUUUCAGGUCACUGACAUUGCUGAUGCCAUGAUUCUGAAACAGCUUUUUGAAAAUCUGUUCAAAAACGGGGUCGUCGUUGUGGCAACAUCCAACAGACCACCGGAAGAUCUCUAUAAAAAUGGACUCCAAAGAGCUAACUUCGUACCAUUUAUAGCUGUCCUGAAGGAAUACUGUAACACGGUGCAGCUAGAUUCUGGAGUAGAUUACCGAAAAAGGGACCUCCCUGCUGCAGGAAAACUCUACUACCUCACAAGUGAAGCUGAUGUGGAGGCUGUCGUGGAUAAGUUGUUUGAUGAGCUGGCUCAGAAACAAAAUGAUUUAACUAGACCAAGGAUUCUAAAAGUGCAAGGCAGAGAGCUGUGGCUGAAUAAAGCCUGUGGAACCAUUGCCGACUGCACAUUUGAAGAGCUGUGUGAGAGACCCCUGGGAGCCAGCGACUACCUGGAACUAGCAAAGAAUUUUGAUACGAUAUUUUUACGAAACAUUCCACAAUUCACACUGGCCAAAAGGUCUCAAGCACGAAGAUUUAUAACUCUCAUCGAUAACUUUUAUGAUUUCAAGGUGCGCAUAAUUUGCUCGGCGUCAGCUCCCAUAGAAAGCUUAUUUUUGCAUCAACAUCACGACAGUGAGCUGGAGCAAAGCAGAAUACUGAUGGACGAUUUGGGGCUGAGCCAGGACUCGGCAGAAGGGCUCUCCAUGUUCACGGGAGAAGAGGAAGUCUUUGCGUUCCAGCGCACCAUUUCCCGACUCACGGAAAUGCAGACUGAGCAGUACUGGAAUGAAGGGGACAGAAGCAAGAAGUAGCUGGCACCCGGGCGCGAGCACAGCUCUGGACAGCUGGCCAACGCACAGAGAACUUGUCAUCGUGACCCCCAAAGGAAUCACCUUCUCAUUAACUACGCACUUUGCUCCUGGAACAUGCUAAUCCUGAAUUGCUGCUGAAGAUGUGGUGGGUCAGUAAGUUACAGAUGUACCAUUUUUCUAGGUCUGCUUUUCACCUAUUUAUUUGGCCUCAUUUCUGCACAACAAAUUGAAAAUCAUCAGGGCUGGCAUUGUGGCGUAGCGGACAAAGCCACUGCCUGCAGCACCGGCAUCCCAUAUGGGCGCCAGUUGAAGUCCCGGCUGCUCCACUUCUGAUCCAGUUCCCUGCUAAUGGCCUGGGAAGGCGGCAGAGGAUGGCCCAAGUGCUUGGGCCUCUGCCGCCCGUGUGGGAGACCCGGAAGAAGCUUUUGGCUUCGACCCAGCCCAGCCCUGUCCUGUAAGGCCAUGUGGGGAGCAAACCAGUGAAUGGAAGAUCUCUCUUUCUGUAACUCAGUCCUUCAAAUAAAUAAAUUAACUUUU